Syngnathoides biaculeatus (alligator pipefish) is the source of this 2502-nucleotide messenger RNA. RefSeq names its product transcription factor COE1-like. Gene Ontology annotation, molecular function: DNA-binding transcription factor activity, RNA polymerase II-specific; RNA polymerase II cis-regulatory region sequence-specific DNA binding. Gene Ontology annotation, biological process: regulation of transcription by RNA polymerase II. Lineage: Eukaryota; Metazoa; Chordata; Actinopteri; Syngnathiformes; Syngnathidae. Bases 117 to 1991 code for a protein of 624 amino acids. The record is from RefSeq and is a predicted model, not a curated record. The transcript has 16 exons.
CCUCCACGAGGAGGAUGUUGCGGAGCGCCUCCUCGCCCGCCUCCAUUCGGGUCACUUAGGCGGCGGGAGGACCCGGGAGCGCGAGCGCAGAACUGCAGGCGGCGUUGGCUUCGCUCAUGUUCGGCGUCCGACGCGGAGGCACCGGCGGCCUGAAGGAGGAGCCGCCGCCGCUGGGCGGCAUGAACGCCGUCCGGGGUUGGAUGCAGGGCGGCGUGCUGCGCGCCGAUUCCGCCGCGCAGAGCGGCGUGUCCGUGGGCCGGGCCCACUUCGAGAAGCAGCCCCCGUCCAACCUGCGCAAGUCCAACUUCUUCCACUUCGUGGUGGCGCUGUACGACCCCCGGGGGCACCCCGUGGAAGUGGAGAGGAGCGCCUUCGUGGACUUCGUGGAGAAAGACAAGGAGAGCGCGGGCGAGAAGACCAACAACGGCAUCCACUACAAGCUGCAGCUGCUCUACGCCAACGGCGUCAGGACGGAGCAAGACUUUUACGUCAGACUCAUCGACUCCGCCAGCAAAGAGCCGAUCGUCUACGAGGGCCAGGACAAGAAUCCCGACAUGUGCCGAGUUCUGCUCACGCACGAGAUCAUGUGCAGCCGCUGCUGCGACAAGAAGAGUUGCGGCAAUCGCAACGAGACGCCGUCGGACCCCGUCAUCAUCGACAGGUUUUUCCUCAAGUUUUUCCUCAAGUGCAACCAGAACUGCCUGAAGAAUGCCGGAAACCCGCGAGACAUGAGGAGGUUCCAGGUGGCGCUCUUGACCACGGUGAGCGUGGAGGGUCACGUGCUCGCCGUGUCCGACAACGUCUUCGUCCACAACAACUCCAAACAUGGCCGCCGGGCGCGCAGGCUGGACCCGGCGGACGCGGCGCCGCCGCACCUCCGCCACGGGGCGUCGCCGUGCAUCAAGGCCGUCAGCCCCGGCGAAGGUUGGACCACAGGGGGCGCUGCCGUCAUCGUCAUCGGGGAAAACUUCUUCGAGGGCCUGCAGGUCAUCUUCGGGUCCGCGAUGGCCUGGAGCGAGCUGAUCACGUCGCACGCCCUCCGCGUGCAGACGCCGCCGCGGCACAUCCCGGGCGUGGUGGAGGUGACGCUCUCCUACAAGUCCAAACACUUCUGCAAGGGCACGCCGGGACGCUUCUUAUACACGGCGCUCAACGAGCCCACCAUCGACUACGGCUUCCAAAGACUGCAGAAGGUCAUCCCCCGUCACCCCGGAGACCCCGAGAGGCUGCCCAAGGAGGCGAUCCUGAAGAGAGCGGCCGACCUGGUGGAGGCGCUCUACGUCCUGCCGCACAACAACCAGGAAGCGGCGGCGAAGCGAGCGGCGGACAUCGCCGACGCGCUGUACGGCGUCCCUCGAGGACACGCCCACUCUGCCGCAACGGCCGCCGGCUCGUUCGCGGGCCAGCCGUCCGUCGACGUGUCGGAACCCCCGCGCGCGGAUCAGGGUGAGUACCUUUCCCAAAUUCCCGCCGCCGGGGCCGUGUCCGACGCGUCUGAUGUGACGAGCGCGCCCCCUGCAGGCUUCAUCCGGAGUAGCGCGGCGUCGCCUCACGGCUACGCGGCCGCCUCCGUGCCGCACCACGCCGGCUACCCGCACACGCCGCCGCCGUUGCACGCCGCCAUCAGCUCAUACGCCAACAACACCGCCGUCAGCAACUUGGGAGCGUCUCUCGCGUUCGGCAACCCGUCGGCGGCAAACUCGCCUUACGCAAUGGUCCCUUCCAGCCCGACGAUGUCGUCGUCAUCCACGUCGCUGGCCGCCAACUGUUCGCCGUCGGCGGCGGCUGCAUCUGUCUUCUCGUUCUCGCCCGCCACGUUGGUGUCGUCCGCCGUCAAGCAGAAGUCAGCGUUCGCCCCGGUGGUCAGGCCCUCGUCCUCGUCCUCGCCUUCGCCGCCAUCUUGCGGCAACGCCAACGGCCUCCAAGACGCAAACUUUGCGGCGUGCGUCAAGUUGUCGUCGGGCGCCCUUCCGGGGUUGGCCUUCACCUGAAGAACGCCCGUCGUGCCGAUUUAAACGCCGGCGACUGCGGGUGACUGACACAAUCUCAACGCUCCAAAAGAAGCUCCUCAACUCAUCCGGACCCCAAGCGAGAAGACGGGAAGGAAGUUUUCAUGUAGUUUUAGUUUUUGGAAAUCAGCCAAACACAGCUGAGAAUUUUUUUUUUUUUUUUUUGGAUUGAAGAAUUUUGCCAAAUGGUUUCUGCAAUUGUGAAAUAAUUUCAGUCUUCACGAGUGACGAGCUGUUGGACGCCGUGACAAUUUCAACCGAGUUUGUCUCUCAAGUCGGCUUUUGGUUCUUCCUUUUUAAAGCCAACGAGGCCUUCGUCCGCCAUCUUGCAUGACAACAAGACAGAUCUGCGUUUUCUUUUCUUUUGGUUUGUGUGUGUGUGUGUGUGCCUGGACAAAAGCAAAACACGGUCAAGAACUUCUUUUUUUUAUUGGGUUUUCACUUUGGAGUGUAAAAAAAAAAAAACAUUUGUGAUAUUGAAUUAAACUUUUUC